UUCUCUCUCAUUCUGUGUUUAGAAAUCUGAAACUUUUACAUUACAAACAAUGAUAUUACACAGAAAUAGCUCUCUCUCUCUCUCUAGAACCCACUUUCUCUCUCCUCUUCCACCUAAAAAAAUUUACAAUGUUUUGAAUCUUUCACUCCAUGAAUUUUAGUUUCAUCCUAUUUCCCGGUGAAUGGGUUGCAUGCUCUCUCAUUUGGCCUCCAAAUUCGCCUUCUUUCCGCCGUCGCCACCGACUUACCAGAUCAGAAAGCGUGACGGCGACAGCGACGGCGACGCCCGCCUUACGGUGGUUCCGAAGGCGGCGGGAGCGCCGGUGGAUGACAGUUUGCUGGAUGUUUUGAUGAUCGAUACUAAACGUGGGAAUAAGAUUGUGGGGUUUUAUUUAAGGAAUCCAUGUGCGAGGCUUACUCUGCUUUAUUCCCAUGGCAAUGCGGCGGACCUCGGCCAGCUUUAUGAUCUCUUCCUUCAGCUUAAAGUUAAUCUCCGAGUUAAUCUCAUGGGAUAUGACUACUCUGGCUAUGGAGCUUCAACUGGUAAGCCUAGCGAAUUGAAUACGUACGCUGACAUCGAAGCGGUUUACGAGUGCCUUGAAACUGAGUAUGGAGUGAGCCAAGAAGACUUGAUCUUGUAUGGGCAGUCUGUUGGAAGUGGACCAACAUUGCAUUUGGCUUCUAAGUUGCCGAGGCUAAGGGGCGUCGUCCUGCAUAGUGCAAUUCUUUCGGGUUUACGUGUUCUAUGCCAUGUGAAAUUCUCCUUUUGCUUUGACAUUUAUAAGAACAUCAACAAAAUCAAGAAGGUGAAGUGCCCUGUGCUUGUGAUACAUGGCACAGAAGAUGAUGUUGUGAACUGGCUCCAUGGAAAUGGAUUAUGGAAAAAGUCAAGAGAACCAUAUGAUCCUCUAUGGAUAAAAGGAGGAGGGCACUGCAACUUGGAGCUUUAUCCAGACUACAUCCGCCAUCUUUGCAAAUUCAUCCAAGAAAUGGAGAACAUGACGACGAAGAUUCGCCUCAAGAGGAUUCGACAGACGCUCGAGCUACAAACAAGAUCCUGUUGCUGUUCGGGUUCUUGUGAUGGAUGCUGCUGCAGGCUGAAAUGCUGUCAGCCAAAAUGUCCGAGACCAAGCUGCGCAAGUUGCUGCUCGAUACGCUUGAAGUGCCCCAAAUGCCCCACAUGCCCAAAGUGCCCGACGCCCGGAUGCUGCUUCAGCUGCCCCUCCAUCUCCAGCUGCUUUGCUUGGAUGUGCUGCAAUUGCACCAGUUGUUUUCAAUGGAGAUGCAGCAACUGCUGCAGCAGCUGUUUCCAAUGGAGGUGCUGUUGUGGAAGAGGUUCCUCCAAUGGGUAAGAGAUUGUAUAGAAUGCAGCGCUCGCUAACACCCAUUUUCUAAAAUUGUGCAGUAGUUUAUAGAACAAGAGAAGUUAUUUUUAUCAGAUAAAUUCUUUGGGGGAAAGAAGGUUUUAUUUAAUGAUAUUAUUCCUUUCAAGUUCUAUUUUUAGAA
This is a messenger RNA of Cucurbita pepo subsp. pepo (vegetable marrow), 1505 nucleotides long. RefSeq names its product alpha/beta-Hydrolases superfamily protein. NCBI's taxonomy places the organism in Eukaryota, Viridiplantae, Streptophyta, Magnoliopsida, Cucurbitales, Cucurbitaceae. The record is from RefSeq and is a predicted model, not a curated record.